UAAAUGCCUGCUAAGAUGGCACUGGCUAGUUCACUUUCUAGCAAGGCAGUACCACCACGCUCCAGAAGAGUUCCUACAACAGGAGUGGAAGUGCACCAGAACAAGCUGGAUUUCUUUUGCAAGCUGGGCUAUGGUAAGCAGGACAUCUGCAAAGUGCUAGAGAGCCUGGGCCAGGAGGCUCUGGAGGAUGAUGUUCUGAAAGAGCUGAUUCGGAUGGGGAGAAAACCUCAAGCUCUGGAGAGCCAGGUUCAGCCUAUCCCACUAAAACUGGUAGCCCGAGGAUCAGGUUGCGCUCCAGACAUGCCACUAUGGCUUGGCGAAGAUGGGAGUGAUUCCUCCGGUCACUUGAGACCCAUCGUAAUUGAUGGCAGCAAUGUUGCUAUGAGCCAUGGAAACAAAGAAGUAUUCUCCUGCUGGGGGAUCCGACUGGCCGUGGAUUGGUUCCGACAGAGGGGACACACAUACAUCAAGGUUUUUGUACCAUCCUGGAGAAAGGAACCUCCUCGACAAGACAGUCCCAUCGCAGAUCAGCACAUUCUUGAAGAACUUGAAAAGCAAUUGAUUCUUGUGUAUACCCCAUCCCGGAAGGUGAAAGGCAAGAGGGUCGUUUGCUAUGAUGACCGCUAUAUAGUUAAAGUUGCUUACGAGAAAGAUGGAGUCAUUGUUUCCAAUGACCAUUACCGGGAUCUGCAAAACGAAAACCCCGAGUGGAAAUGGUUCAUUGAGCAGCGACUACUCAUGUACUCUUUUGUCAGUAACAGGUUUAUGCCUCCUGAUGAUCCAUUAGGCCGUCAUGGACCCACUCUUAAUAAUUUCCUCAGCAAAAAGCCAGUGCUUCCGGAGCCAAAAUGGCAACCUUGCCCAUAUGGAAAAAAAUGCACUUAUGGCAAUAAAUGCAAAUUUUACCACCCAGAAAGACCACAUCAAGCUCAGCUAUCAGUUGCUGAUGAGCUCAGAGCCAAAAUAAAGGUCUCAUUAAGCCUGGGGAAAGAGGAAGAGAAGUCUCCCUACAGGAUUGGAGGAGAGAAUAUACCUCAUGAUGCCUGUACAGAAAUGCUGCAAGAAGCCAGCAGCUGUGUGGGGGAUUCCUGCUGUGCAGAGUGGUCCAAGGGGAGCUAUCAGGAGCAGUCAGCUGGUGCCUGGGCAAGGGGCCUGAACUCUGAAGUGGAAAAAGUGGAAAUGGAUCAACGAUUGUUACAGCCAAAUCUGCAGAGAGACCAACAGCUCAUGGAAAAGAUGUCCGCAUUAUUGAUCAGUGAUGAUACGUAUUGUAAAAAGAGGUCCAUAUGUACCUCUCCAGACCAGGAGGUGACAGACAGGCCUCAUCACUGUUGCAGCUUCAGGCACAAUCCAUAUUUGAUGCCUCACCACACUAGCUUGGACUGUAGCUGCAUACCAAGAUGCAGCUUCCAUCAGAUGAUACUUCCCUCUGCUCAAGUCAGGGAGCACGCAGACCACAGCUGGCCUCAGCAUGGUUGCAGCAUGCAAGUGCCAGUAAGGCUGGGUCAGAAGAGCCAGUAUGUCCCUAACAGAGCUCAGCACAUGCCACCUCCUGCAGUGCCUCCCAGUGACCCACUUCACUUCCACAGUGAGCAUCAGCUGCAGCAGCAGCAUUGUUUCCCCAGCCAGCCUCUACCUCAGCCCUUUCCCUUAGACUCCAGCAAUGGUCCUGGCUUCCUCCAGAAAGCAUAUGCUUACCCAGAUGCUGCUUACUGUGCUUACUGGCCUAUCCGUGCUGCAAGACCACCUUCUGGCCAGCAAGCAAACAUCCACAGGGAGCUGUGCUCCAUUUUCCCAUCUGAUGAGGUGAAUGAAGUCAUGGCUUUGUACCCUGAUCUCAAGGAUAUUGCUAGCUUAACUUUACUAAUUCAAAGACACAGAAACUUGUGAAACCUCCAAACUAAACCUUUCCCCACAAGCACAAGUCCUGGGGACAGGGCUGCUAUUCUGAUACUUAACUCAGUGUUAUAAAGGAUUUGAAAGGCGUUAUAGCAGUUCAAACAGUACAUGUUAAGCAUAUACCAGCUGUGUUGUAGGGGCCACCAGAGCAUCCCUGGCUAACAAACAGGUAUGUGCAGUCCUGCCUUUGAGUGCAAAUCAAGGCAAAGUCAUUCCAAAGCCAGUGAAUGAGAUGGCUCACGGCCUAAUUGAGAAUGAGACAGCCUAAUUGAGCUGAUUGAUUGGUAGCACCGAAUCUCACUGUUGACUGGUUUCAGGAUGGUAUAGAUCUUUAUUAAUUCCUUGAAACACUAGACCAGUUUUAAAGUCCUAGCACAGUAGUCCAGCUACUAUAAAAGAGCCAUUCCCAAAGGGUCCCUUUUUAGGGCUCUUCAUGGGCUGAUUAUCACUAGCUUUCUGAACUAGCGUAAAAAAUAAUUUGGCAUAUUUCCACUAACAAACACAAGUCUGUGUUGUCUGCUCUAAGGUGACUUUGGUUCCUUGUUAUUGCCUGAGGUCUUUAAUUAUUGAAGCAACUAUGCCUACAGGCCCAGCCCUGCAAAACCAAAAGAUUUGACUAGUUUUUAUAAACCUAUUCUGUGAUUCUACUAAAUUCCUAGUAGAGGUAUUCCAGUACACUUGGAAACACCUACAGGUAAAUUUUUCAGGGAAUGUGCACAAUAUAAUUCAAAGGGGGAAAGUCAUCUUUAACAUAAAUCCUGAUAUGGGAAAAAGGCUCAGGAUUGUCUUGGCUUUACUGAAUUAACACAGAUGGUAGCAAGAAAAAAAAAUCUAUUCCAGUGAACAUAAAAACAAUGGUUGAAUUAAAGGUUAAUUAUUAGACCAUAUUUGAUAAUACAGCUGUUUAUAAUUAUAAACAUUUACCCUGUGUUCUGUUGGGACAUACUUGAUUUUUAGUAAGCUGUGAAGCUACUAACCUCUGCAUUUUUUACUGAAUU
Rhea pennata is the source of this 2897-nucleotide messenger RNA. RefSeq names its product zinc finger CCCH-type containing 12D (gene ZC3H12D). Gene Ontology annotation, cellular component: cytoplasmic ribonucleoprotein granule; nucleus. NCBI's taxonomy places the organism in Eukaryota, Metazoa, Chordata, Aves, Rheiformes, Rheidae. The record is from RefSeq and is a predicted model, not a curated record. The transcript has 5 exons. Bases 4 to 1890 code for a protein of 628 amino acids. Gene Ontology annotation, molecular function: RNA endonuclease activity; mRNA binding; metal ion binding.